Paramecium sonneborni is the source of this 462-nucleotide messenger RNA. The record is from the annotation of a GenBank genome assembly. Lineage: Eukaryota; Ciliophora; Oligohymenophorea; Peniculida; Parameciidae.
UAAUCUUUAAGCUUAUGUACUUCUAUACCCUUGAAUUUGAAGAUUUAGCUAUUGAGGGUAUUAAAUAAUUCAAAAAUAGAUUUAAGAGAGAAAGAGGAGAUAUAACUUAAUGAAGAGCGAAUUUAUGAUAAUUAUUAAAGUUCUUACUUAGAACUUAAAUAGGAUUAAACUUUUCAUGGAUAUCUACAAGAGGAACCAGUCUUGAUCUUUAAUUGUAUUGAAGAGGUGCCAAAAAGGAAACCAAAUUCAAUCGUUAAAAAAUCAAAAAAAAUAAAAAAAUCUGACUCAGAAACAGAUGUAUUGUCUUAGCAAAAAUCUAAAAAACUUAAAUUAUCAAAUGAUGUAGCUCAACUUUAAUAAUGUUAAACGUUAAAGACCAUUAUUUCCUCAAUGGAAGCUAUAUUGCAAUAAACAAAAAGACGUAUUCUUGAUUAGUAUCUAUAAAAUCAAAAACAAGAAUGA